GUAGCAUGGCUGACUUUGAUUUAGGAGUGUCGUCCAGACGAGAAUGAAUGUGCUGUUUCGGUGCUGUACCAACUAACGUUACUUUAAAAACAACCGACUGUCCGCGUGUGUGAAGUAAAUCUCACAGAUUAUGUUUUUGUGAUCGCGUGGUGAGGAGCCCACGAGUCCCUGCGUUUAUCUCCGCAGCAGCUUCCUGUGACAGCAGACCAGAGCCAACAUGGCAGGAGUUGUGGCCAAGCGUGAGGGACCACAGUUCAUCAGUGAAGUGGCAGUGAGGGGCAACGCCGCCGUGCUGGACUACUGCCGCACCUCUGUAUCCGCUCUGUCGGGAGCAACAGCUGGCAUCCUGGGGCUGACGGGACUAUAUGGCUUCAUUUUUUAUUUCCUCGCCUCAUUUCUCCUCUCUCUGUUGCUCAUUCUCAAGGCCGGGCGGCGGUGGAACAAAUGCUUUAAAUCGCGGCGGCUGCUCUUCACCGGAGGCCUUGUCGGAGGUCUUUUUACUUACGUCCUAUUCUGGACUUUCCUCUACGGAAUGGUGCAUGUGUACUAAAAUGAUCUGCCACAAAAAAAACAUGAAUUAUUUCUUUCUAAUCCCACGUAAACCAAUAAAAAUUGUCUGCCCUGCUGUUUGUAGAUAAGCCAUUAGUGAAAGACUUUUGAUUUUUCGAUCAUGAACAGUUGAUAUAUUGGAGGAUGUGUCAAUAACAACCAUAUGCAGAACAACCUUUCCCCUUUUUGUUCCUGCUCCACACUAACCUGUGACUUUGAACUUGUUUAACCUUUAACUCCUGCUCUGUGCACAGUCAUCUAUACCAGAGUUAUAAUAAUGUAGGCUGUAGAGUAACAGAUUACAUUUCAUGUACGAUACAAUGGUUAGAUUAUAACUAAUGUGAUGACUGAUUUGAAUAAAUACCUCUAUACAA
Seriola dumerili (greater amberjack) is the source of this 923-nucleotide messenger RNA. RefSeq names its product ER membrane protein complex subunit 6 (gene emc6). NCBI's taxonomy places the organism in Eukaryota, Metazoa, Chordata, Actinopteri, Carangiformes, Carangidae. Bases 218 to 550 code for a protein of 110 amino acids. The record is from RefSeq and is a predicted model, not a curated record. Gene Ontology annotation, biological process: autophagosome assembly; protein folding in endoplasmic reticulum. The transcript is spliced from 2 exons. Gene Ontology annotation, cellular component: endoplasmic reticulum; membrane; EMC complex.